Phytomonas sp. EM1 is the source of this 807-nucleotide messenger RNA. Lineage: Eukaryota; Euglenozoa; Kinetoplastea; Trypanosomatida; Trypanosomatidae. The record is from the annotation of a GenBank genome assembly.
AUGUUUGUAGUAACACUUUAUGCACUCCUUCUGGGCAUAAAGUUUAUUGCUGUGGCAAUUAUUGUUGCUAAUACCGGGCUCUUGAUAGGGUUUUCGCUCUUUAUAACAUAUUUCGGGAGGUGCCAAUCUAUUGACGCUGAGACGAAUUUCAAGACAUGUUUGGACUCACUGCAGAACCCGCUUGUGAACUUUCUGUUUGGAAAGAGUAGGAAUUUUAACCAUGUUCACUUCAUGCAGGUCUACGAGAACGAUGAGAAGAGUUGGAAGACUUCUCCGAGGUUGUGCUGCUUUGAUGAAGUGGAAGAUGUCAGUAAUCACUCCCCCUCUCCUUACAUGAAAUCGCCAAUAGAAUCUGAAAUCAGCACAUCUCAGUUGUCAUCGUAUGGUGUAUGUGCCGAUUCCAAAAAAGCCAAAACCACUAUAUAUGACGAUGACUGGUCGGCCAAAGAAAGCGGCAAACACGACGACCUUGACACCUUAUACCAUUGGUCCUCGACGGUUAACUGUUGGUCAGAAAACAACAACUUUAUCAAUGAGCCCCGUCCGUAUCUACUUGCGUUUGAUAAUAUCACGUAUAUGCCAGUUUACUGCCGCCCAGAAGAUGAUCACGAGAAUCUUGAAGCAGGCGCCCACGGGAGUGCGGAACAUCCCCUUGCCACGUUCCCUCAAUACACCAAAAGAGACAAGAUCGAAUCCACCGAUGCUGAAAAGGAAAUCACUGAGGAAGAGGAAGCUCCUCGAAAGGUCCCACGGGAUCGAAAAUGGUCAAAAAAGACUCUGACCCCGUGCUGGGCGACUCCAGCAUGA